Messenger RNA from Tyto alba (common barn owl), 5689 nucleotides. It is a transcript of the gene DENND2B, whose product is annotated as DENN domain containing 2B. Bases 1590 to 4958 code for a protein of 1122 amino acids. The record is from RefSeq and is a predicted model, not a curated record. Gene Ontology annotation, biological process: positive regulation of ERK1 and ERK2 cascade. The transcript has 21 exons. Lineage: Eukaryota; Metazoa; Chordata; Aves; Strigiformes; Tytonidae.
CAGCCAGCUUCUGUAAUAAACAUAUCCUUCACAGCCUGCUUGUUCAUUAAAACUCAUCGAAGGCCCCAAUUCAGUGUCCCAAUACAAUUAACCUUAGGUUGGGUCUCUUGUACUCAAAGGAAAGUUUAGGCAGUUGAUGGGGUGCUUGAGGUCUGGGGGACUGAAUGCAGCAUAAAUGGGGAGAAAAAUAAUAUUUGAUAAAAGUAACGUCAGCAUAUUUGAGAUGAUUGUUUGUUGUGCUGGGGAAGCAGCCAGAGGAGACUGCUUCCUGCUUAAUUGGAAGUUGAGCAUCUUCCUUUGAGCAUCAUUCCUUGUUAUCAGUCUCCUGGAGAGGCGGAUGGGUUUGCUAUCUUGCUGCACUUGUGAAAUAUGCUUGAAAAGGCCCUCCUAUGUAGUUUUAAUAAUGGGGAAAGAAAAUGGUAUUCAUUUUAUAUUCCUGCCAGGUACUUGUAGCAGUAGCUUGUUGUUCAGGAGGUAAAUUAUUCCUUGUGUGUUGAAAUUUAAACUCCCACCAUUUUUUGAUGUUCGGUCACAGAGUACUCCUUUUGCAGCUGAGUAAAUACAUCUGUCCCAAGAAGGCUGACAGCUGAAAUAGCUUUUGCUUUGAAACACACAUCCGCAUCAGAAUCCAGAUGAGAGUUACUCUUAUUUCCUGUACAUUCACUCUAUUGAAAUAUAAUGGAGGUUUGUGAAACGCUGGAUAUUUACACUAUAUUUCUUUGUUGUGUGGGGAUGAUGGACCAGAAUAUCUCAAGACAAUAUAUCUUAUUUUGUUGAUGAGGUGGCAAAAGCCUAUAGUUUAUUCUGAGUACUCAGCUCUGCGUUCAGAGGAGUAUCCUUGUGUAGGAAAGCUCAUAAGCAUUUGCCUGGUGCUGAACACCAUUUCGGCUCCAUUUCAGUCAAUGGAAAGAAAGUAAGCAUGUGCUUAAACUUCAAGAAAUGUGUAAUGCUGGCAUUUGUAUUUUCAGCUGUAGAAUACACAUGUCUCACUAUUUUUCUUCUGUUCCAAUUAUCAUUUGGUUAAUAUAUUGUGAAGUGACUCGCUUUAUAAAUGCUUAGAUAGCAGUUCAAGAUUUUGCUGCAGUCUGUAUUUUGCAGUGUUCAGGCUUCUGCUAACAGCUAGUAUCUUGCCUCUUUUGCAUGGUUUUUAUAUCAAAGUCUCGUGCGGGUUUCUCAUCUCUUCACCCGGCAGAAGCACGUGGACAGGCGUGCCAGGGAGCUGGCCCUCUCGCUGCUGUUUGUGGCCCGCGUGGAGCGUGUGUGCCCGAUGGCUUGUGCCACGCAGGGACCUUCCCCACCCCGCGGGACGUGGGCUGCCCUGCGCCCCGGCCUGCGGGGCACCCGCCUGGGGCCCCGCUCCCCAGCGCGCAGGGCGUUACACAUCUGCCAGCAGCUGGUCCUAGUCGGCUGGGUUUGAUCCGAGGUGCCCGGACCGAAGUUCAGAGGCAUGCCGCUGCCUCCCUCUCCCUCCGCAGAAACAUGAAAGAAUACAGGAAGUCCUGCAUGGCCACGAUGAAUACCUGUGCUAAUUAAGUCACUGGCUGGGUACUGGGAGAACAGCAAGAUAUCCACAUUUCUAGAAAGCAGAAAUGACCAUGACUGCCAACAAGAAUGCCAGUGUCAACAGCAGAGCUGGAGGGAGUAAAGUGCCUCAGGACACUCUGGAUAGGUGUCAGUCAGUCUCUCCACCGCCUCUUUUGUCCCCACGAAGAAGUCCAGCCUACCCCCUCAGCGAUAGUGAGGACUCUUGCCGCUCUUCUCGACUCACCAAAGUCUCCGGCUCCAGACUGCGCCUCAAGGACUGGAGCAGCCGCACAUCUACGCUGCGAAGCACCUCCACGAGCCCAUCGGACACUGACUCCCCAAGCCACCCUCUAAAAGCCAUCAGUGUGGGUGCUUUGGAUAAAAGACUGUCUGUAUUCAAGGCUGAGGACCAAAAGGAGGGUCCAAAGGAGGCUCAAGAUGGAGACACGAUAGGGAGCCAUCCUCUCGCCCGGAGCACUCUGUCGUUGGGCACUGCCACCAACUUGAGGAACCUCUCCCUCAGCCGGGCGAGUGUCCGCUCCCAGGCACUGGACAUCAGGCAGAAGAUCACAGAAUGGGAGUGCCGUCGGGAGCCGUCCCCGCGGCUGAGCACGUGUGUGGACAAGAGGGAUGCUGGGGAGAGGUCAGGCAGUGAGAGCUGCCCCAGCGUGCUGACCUCUCCCUGCAGCGAGAAGACGUUCGAUUUCAAAGGGCUCAGGAGAAUGAGCCGAACGUUUUCUGAGUGCUCUUACCCAGAAACGGAGGAGGAGGAACUGCAGGACAGGGAUUCCUGCCAUCGAUUUGAAAAGAGACCAGGCAGGAGCGAGCCUCCUUCUGCUGCAUUCCUCAAGGGCCAUGUGAGGAAAGAGUCCUCUGCUGUGCUCAACAGAAUACAGAAGAUCGAGCAGGCACUGAAAGAGCAGCCGGGCAGAGGCCUCCCCCAGUUACCGAGUAGCUGUUACAGUGUUGACAAAGGGAGAAAAAAGUCUGUGACUCUGAGUACUGUGGAGGGACUGAGUGAAACCCUAAGUGAUAGCAAAGGAGGGAGUGUUAUUUUGGGGAGUGAACCAGAAACACCUACAGAGGCUGAGAAAAGCAGUAAGACAAAACAGGGGGUUCCUGGAAACUCGGCUGACCCUAAACUGCUGCUUGAAAGCCCAGCUAACACCGCGGUGAACCCUGUCCCCAAGCCCAAACGCACCUUUGAAUACGAAGCAGACAAAAACCACAAAAGUAAACCAAGCAAUGGCCUACCUCCAUCACCUACACCUGCUGCUCCUCCUCCCCUCCCGUCCACCCCUGCACCCCCUGUGACCAGAAGGCAGAAGAAAGACUCGCGCUUUCACAGAAAAUCCCAGAAUAGAAAAUCCUUUGAGUUUGAGGAUGCAUCAAGUCUGCAAUCCCUAUACCCUCCCUCCCCAACUGAAAAUGGGACUGAGAGCCAGCAUAAAUUUGGAUCCAAGAGCACUUUAGAAGAAAAUGCCUAUGAAGACAUUGUAGGCGAGUCACCCAAGGAAAACCCAUACGAGGAUGUGGAGCUGAAAGGCCGUCACACGGGCCGAAAAUCCCAUCAGCUCUCCGAGAAUUCCCUAGAUUCUUUGCACAGGAUGUGGACGCCGCAGGACAGGAAAUACACAUCACCUCCCCAGCUACCUUCGAAGCCCAGCAGCCAGUCUCUGCGCAUCGGGAACUGGUCAGAAAGGAAGAGCCACCGCUUGCCACGGCUGCCCAAGAGGCACAGCCACGAUGACAUGCUGCUGCUGGCUCAGCUUGGCAUUCCCUCCUCCCCUUCCAGCCUCAAUGAGGACAGCCUGAGUACCACCAGUGAGCUGCUGUCUACACGGCGGGCCAGGAGGAUCCCAAAGCUUGUCCAAAGAAUCAAUUCCAUCUACAGUGCAAAAAGAGGAAAAAAAAGACUGAAGAAACUUUCUAUGUCCAAUAUUGAGACAGCGUCCCUACGAGAUGAGAACAGUGAGAGUGAGAGUGACUCAGAUGACAGGUUUAAAGCUCAUACCCAGCGUCUAGUACACAUCCAGUCAAUGCUGAAGAGGGCUCCAAGUUAUCGAACCCUGGAACUGGAAUUGAUUGAAUGGCAGGAACGAGAGUUAUUUGAGUAUUUUGUGGUAGUGUCACUGAAAAAGAAGCCCUCUAAAAACACUUACCUCCCAGAAGUGACAUAUCAGUUUCCCAAGCUAGAAAGACCAACUAAGCAGAUGCGUGAAGCAGAGGAACGUCUCAAGGCUAUCCCCCAGUUCUGCUUUCCUGAUGCCAAGGACUGGCUCCCAGUCUCUGAAUACAACAGUGAGACCUUCUCUUUCAUGCUGACUGGGGAAGAUGGGAGCCGGCGGUUUGGUUAUUGCAGGAGGCUGCUGCCAAGUGGAAAAGGCCCACGUCUACCUGAAGUUUAUUGUGUCAUCAGCCGGCUGGGGUGCUUUGACUUAUUUUCCAAGAUCCUGGAUGAGGUUGAAAGGAGAAGGGGAAUAUCUGCUGCCUUGGUUUACCCAUUUAUGAGGAGUCUGAUGGAAUCUCCUUUUCCUGCACCUGGAAAGACAAUCAAAGUCAAAACCUUUCUGCCUGGAGCUGGAAACGAGGUCAUUGAGCUGCGGCGGCCCAUGGACUCGCGGCUGGAACACGUGGACUUUGAAUGCCUUUUCAAGUGCCUCAGUGUUCGUCAGAUCAUCAGGAUCUUUGCUUCUCUCCUGUUGGAGCGGCGUGUGAUUUUUGUAGCAGAUAAGCUCAGCACCCUCUCCAGCUGCUCGCACGCUGUGGUGGCCCUGCUGUACCCCUUCUCCUGGCAGCACACCUUCAUUCCUGUUCUGCCCUCAUCCAUGAUUGAUAUCGUGUGCUGCCCUACCCCCUUCCUGGUGGGACUGCUCUCCAGCUCUCUGCCCAAACUGAAGGAGCUGCCCGUAGAGGAGGCUUUGAUGGUUAACCUGGGAUCCGAUAGAUUCAUCAGGCAGAUGGAUGAUGAAGACACGCUAUUACCUAGAAAACUGCAAGCUGCUCUGGAGCAGGCUCUAGAGAGAAAGAAUGAACUGAUAAAUCAGGAUUCAGAUAGUGAUUCAGAUGAUGAAUGUAACACCCUGAAUGGAUUAGUGUCUGAGGUUUUUAUCCGAUUCUUUGUGGAGACAGUUGGCCAUUAUUCCCUGUUCCUAACCCAGAAUGAAAAAGGAGAGCGGGCCUUCCAAAGGGAGGCUUUCCGUAAAUCUGUGGCCUCCAAGAGUAUCCGCCGCUUCUUGGAAGUUUUUAUGGAAUCUCAAAUGUUUGCUGGCUUCAUCCAGGACAGAGAGCUGAGAAAAUGCAGGGCAAAAGGCCUCUUCGAGCAGAGGGUUGAGCAGUAUUUGGAAGAGCUUCCAGACACAGAACAAAGUGGAGUGAACAAGUUUCUGCGAGGCCUUGGAAACAAAAUGAAGUUCCUUCACAAGAAGAACUAACUCGUUUCUGCUGAAGUACCAACCCAAAGACUAUUUGUGACACUGCGUGUGAGACAACUGCAGCUUUUCAGAGUUUAAUGCGGGAGGAGAGCGGUGGAAGCUGACCACAGCUUUAAGUGACAGCUGAUGCUGUUAGACAUCGUUGUGCCAGAUGAUGGCUCCUUUAUGUAUUUGGAUAGAAUUUGUACAUAAUGUGCUGUAAGCUUUUGUAACUGAUUUUGUAAUGAGCAAGGAAAACUGUGGUAAAUAUUUGUAUAUUCCUGAGAAUAACAGGUGCUUUUUUUUUCUUUAGUAUGAAUUGAGUUAUGCUUGGUGCAAAAAUGAAUAGCUGAUUAUGUGCAGCUGACUGUCUCAGCAGAACCACUGACUUCACGGGAUGUUUGUGAGAGCUACACUGAUGCCUGGAUACUGCGGGGAUGAAUGAACUCCGGUACGUGGGAGAGGUUGUACGCACAGGGGCUGCUUCCAUGUGGCGGAGUUGGUAUUUUUUUUUCUCUAAUUAAUUUUAAAAGAAGGAAUAACAAAGUAACUUGAUAAUAAGGUACUUGGUUCACAAUACAAAACUUCCACUUGGUUUGAACUCUGGUCGGUAAACUACUUGUAAUCCAUUCUGCACUAAGACUGCUAAACCUGAGAUCUCAGUUCUUUGACAUGCAAGCUGCAACAAGUAGGUACAGUACAUCCUUUCCUAAUGUAUGUAUGUAUGGUUCCUAAUAAACUCUGUAAAUAUA